This is a messenger RNA of Momordica charantia (bitter melon), 1791 nucleotides long. RefSeq names its product seed lectin. Gene Ontology annotation, biological process: negative regulation of translation. Lineage: Eukaryota; Viridiplantae; Streptophyta; Magnoliopsida; Cucurbitales; Cucurbitaceae. The record is from RefSeq and is a predicted model, not a curated record. Gene Ontology annotation, molecular function: rRNA N-glycosylase activity.
AAGCUUUGAUGCCAUCCUUGUAGAACACAAUUUCAAUAAAGAUGAGAAUGAGAGUGUUAGCCGUUUACAUUGUAGUUGCUCUUUCCCUCACCAUUAAUGGCAUUGAGUGCAAUCUGAGUCUAUCACAGUCAAAUUUUUCCGCUGAUACUUACAAAAGCUUCAUCAAGAACUUACGCAAGCAACUCACCAUUGGUGCCUCUUAUGGAUCAGCAGGAAUUCCCAUUUUGAAACACUCAGUGCCAAUUUGCGAACGCUUCCUUCUCGUGGAUCUCACCAAUGGAGACAACGAAACCAUCACUCUGGCAAUAAACGUGGAGGAUGCUGGAUUCGCAGCAUAUCGUGCAGCUGACCGAUCCUAUUUUUUCCAAAACGCUCCGCCGAUAGCUUCGUACGUUAUCUUCACUGACACCAAUCAAAACAUCAUGAAUUUCAACAAUACCUUCGAAUCUAUAGAAAUCGUCGGUGGCACAACCAGAUCUGAAACUCCCCUUGGAAUCAUGCAUUUCGAGGCAAGCAUCUUCCACUUGUUCGUGCAUGAUGAAAACUACGUCCCUACCUCGUUUCUUGUGCUGAUCCAAAUGGUGUUGGAAGCUGCCAAGUUCAAGUUCAUCGAGCAGAAAGUUAUCCAUAGCAUAAUGGAUAUGGAAGACUUCACUCCUGGCCUCGCAAUGCUGAGCUUGGAGGAAAACUGGACACAACUUUCUUUGCAACUCCAAGCAUCAGAGUCUCUGAAUGGAGUGUUUGGCGAUUCUGUGUCACUUUAUAACUCCAUGGACGAACCCAUUGGAGUGGACAGCAUGUAUUACCCAAUCCUCACUGCAAACAUGGCUUUUCAACUUUAUCAAUGCCCAUAUGGUGUUAUAAGGAUGAUGCCUACAAUAACUAUGCCAAACCAAAACAAUGAACAGUGCUCUCCACAACAGCGCACGACACGCAUCAGCGGUCGAGAUGGAUUGUGUGUUGAUGUAUAUGGUGCAUUAACAGCUGAUGGUUCUCGUGUGAUUUUGUAUCCAUGUGGGCAACAACAAAAUCAACAAUGGACGUUUUAUCCAGACAACACAAUUCGAUCCUUAGGAAAAUGCUUGGCGACCAGUGCCUUAAGCUCCGGAAGCAAUGUAGUGAUUACGAAUUGUGAUUACCUUCGCUACGACGACGGAUGGAUGGUUUCGAGUUCUGGGACAAUGAUGAACAAAUCCUCUCACCUUGUGUUGACAGCAAAUGCAGCUACAAGUCGCACGAACUUAACGGGGGAGAACAACGUAUUUGCUGCUAAGCAAGCUUGGAGAAUUGGAAACUAUGUGGAACCAAUUGUAACAACCAUCAUAGGACUUCGACACAUGUGUUUGGAAGCUACGGAUAAUGAUACCAACGUGUGGUUGGAGAGUUGUGUGAAGAAUAAGACAAAGCAAUAUUGGGCACUUUAUAGUGAUGACACUAUUCGAGUGAAUAAUAACCGCAAUUUGUGUGUGAGCUCUUCUACCGAUAGCUCAUCAAAACUCAUCGUCAUUCGUAGGUGUGAUGGGUCAAUCAACCAACGCUGGGUUUUCACACCACAAGGCACAAUCUCGAACCCUGGAUAUGAAGCGGUGAUGGAUGUGGCGCAAAAUGACGUCUAUCUCAAGAAGAUAGUUUUAUCUUCUGCAACUGAUAAGGGUAACGGUCAGCAAUGGACGGUGUUCUAUUGAGUUUGCUUAUCCACACAUGAACUCAAUGCAUGUACUACAAAUGUAUUUGGGUGUAUGUAUUGUAAUAUUACUUAAUAAAUAAGUGUGGUUUCAGUAUUGUCUAAAA